Molecule: messenger RNA, 2048 nt
Organism: Pocillopora damicornis (cauliflower coral)
Lineage: Eukaryota; Metazoa; Cnidaria; Anthozoa; Scleractinia; Pocilloporidae
Product: L-threonine 3-dehydrogenase, mitochondrial
Biological process (GO): L-threonine catabolic process
Molecular function (GO): L-threonine 3-dehydrogenase activity
Source: RefSeq, a predicted model, not a curated record
GGAAAGCAGUCACGUAACCACCGUAGUUCAACGUUUAAGGUGUACCAUAUCAUAUCGUUUUGACCUUUUGAUUUUGGACAGAAAUGUUUGCGAAGAACUUGAGAUUGGGCCACUUUGUUUGUAUGACCGAGAAUGUUAUUGGAAAGACGCGUACGUUUUACUCAGCGGCGAAGAAAGAUUUCCCGCGAAUUUUGAUCACUGGUAGUUUGGGACAACUUGGACGUGGUCUUGCUAAAAUCUUAAGAGAUAAGUAUGGAAGGGAUAAUGUCAUCAUGUCAGACAUUGCAAAAGCAUCGUGGGAUGUUUUGGAGCGUGGUCCAUACAUUUAUGCUGACAUCCUGGACUUAAAAAACCUUCAGUCCAUUGUCGUCAAUGAACGCAUUGAUUGGCUGGUUCAUUUCAGUGCUAUUCUUAGUGCUGUGGGUGAACAGAAUGUGUCGCAAGCACUACAAGUAAAUGUUGAAGGUGUUCACAAUAUCUUUGAACUGUGCCGCAGAAAUAACUUGAGGCUGUUCUGCCCAAGCACAAUCGGAGCAUUUGGUCCUGAAACUCCGUCAAACCCCACCCCUGAUGUGACAGUUCAGAGGCCAAAGACCAUCUAUGGGGUCUCCAAAGUUCAUAUGGAACUUCUUGGAGAGUACUACCAUCACAAGUUUGGUUUGGAUUUCCGCUCAGCCAGAUUUCCAGGGGUCAUCUCAGCUGAGACUGCCCCAGGGGGUGGUACUACAGACUAUGCUGUCCACAUUUUCCAUGAGGCCUUAAGAACUGGCAAAUACAAAUGUUAUCUGCGCCCUGAUACAAGAAUGCCAAUGAUAUAUCUCCCAGAUUGCUUACGAGCAACUGUUGAGUUGUUAGAGGCACCCUCAGAUAAGUUAAAUUUGCGCACAUAUAAUAUCAGUGCCAUAAGCUUCACACCUGAAGAGCUGGCUGGUGCAAUACGAAAAUUCAUUCCAACUUUGAAAAUGGAAUAUGAACCUGAUGAAAGACAGGCUAUAGCUGAUAGUUGGCCUCAGGUUCUAGAAGACAGUAAUGCAAGGAAGGAUUGGAACUGGCAGCAUGUGUAUGAUCUUCCAGCAAUGACAUCAGCUAUGCUGGAAGCAUUAGCACCCAAGGGAAAAGUUAGCGCCUCCUCCAUGCUUUAAAUUCCACAUUCUUUACCUUCACUACCAUACUGGUCAGCCCUUAAACACCCACAAGUAGUGUUCUCUCUACCUAUUUGCUAGAUAAUGUAUUGAUAUUACAGGGAGAAGAUACAUGUUAAAAAAAAAGGCACACUAUAAAUAGGUUGACUCUGCCCCUUGGUUUCAGCUCAAAUGCAAAUUAUGCUGUGGUGAUGUUAUGCCAUGGCAAAGCAGAUCAUUUGAAUAUCAAAUUCACUGUAACAAAUAAACAUUGAUUGGAUGAAGGAGAUGUAAAUCUCAACAAAUUAAUUCUGUCUGCUGUUCACUCCCUUUAGAUUGGCUGCAGCUCAAGCUGUUUUGAAUAUAGAGGUCUGCAUGCCAUGACAGUUGAUUGACAAAUGAAUCAGAGGUACCUAAGGCACCUCUCCUUUCAUAACACGCUUUCAUGUGUAAGGGUUAGGCAUGCAGCUGGCCCAAAUAUUUUUUUUAAAUGUACAAAUAAUAACAAGUUAUAAUUAAUACAUUUUACCAUUGCUGUAUAUGUCAAUAGAAUAUUUAUCAGUAAACAGACCCAUUUCAGGUCCAUGCAAAUGAAGCCAAACCAUUGGAAAAAAUAGUAGAAAGUGAUUUUUUGUUUCUUCGAUGUUUACUCAGGUAAGUUUCAUUUGCCCCUCAGGUGGGCUACAUUUGCAUAGACGUGAAGUGGUUCCAUAAAACACUGCAGUUUGGAGAUAUUUUUCAAAACCACAUUGUUAAGAGUGAUUUUUAGGGUAUGAUAUUUACAGGGUACAGAGUGCAAGUGUAAGUUAUUAUUAUCUUAGAUUGUGGUUCUCUAGUAGAGAGAGUGUCAUGUUUUACUCAAAGUUUCUUACAUUGCAGUUAUUUAUGUGUACAUGUACCCACCCUCAAUAAAAGAACACUAAGGGA